GUCAUAAACCGGAGGCCUCUCUUCAAACGUGGCGUCGUGGGUCCUUCACGCCUCGCUCGGGGUCCGCGCGCAAAGAUAGGCGCGGACACUUGUCAGCCAACAGCUGGAGCCAGUCCUCGCGUACCGGGUCCCCACUGGCACCUCUAACACCUCAGAGGUGGCUGGCUUUUAAGCCCUCACGAUCGAGAGCCCGAUUCGUAGCCUCCCGGACUACAGCUCCAGAGGGAGCACUCCUUCGCCCAUACCUGUGCCCCAUAGGCAUGCUCUGCCCUCGCAGGUGCAUUUGAUAAGUCACCCCUACCCCACAUUACAACUUUCACCUUAAUUUCUGCCACGUCUGCCUUAAUUUCGUUCUUAACCGCCUUAAUUUGAGACACCCCCCGCCCCCCCGCCCCCAGUUCUGUAAAAGAGGAGUUUUGGGUCUCUUGCAGAAAGAUUACCUUUAAGACUGAGCACCCGUUUGAUAAAACAAGUUCAUGCUUACUAAAGAGUUUGUGGGCAAAGCGAAACCCAGUGCACGCAGGAAACUAUGGCUGAACAUGGGGCUCACAUCACAACUGCUUCUGUGGCGGAUGACCAGCCAUCCAUCUUUGAGGUGGUAGCACAGGACAGUUUAAUGACAGCCGUGAGACCUGCUCUUCAGCAUGUGGUCAAGGUUCUCGCAGAAUCAAAUCCUGCCCACUAUGGCUUCUUUUGGAGGUGGUUUGAUGAAAUCUUCACCCUGCUAGAUCUUUUGCUCCAGCAGCAUUAUCUGUCUAAAACCAGUGCCUCAUUUUCUGAAAAUUUUUAUGGCUUAAAGCGCAUUGUAAUGGGGGACACACACAAGCCUGAGAGAUUGGCCAGUGCUGGUCUCCCAAAGAAGCAGCUUUGGAAGUCAAUUAUGCUCCUGGUUCUUCUUCCCUACCUGAAAGUGAAGCUGGAGAAGCUGGUUUCUAGCCUGAGAGAAGAGGAUGAAUAUUCUAUCCACCCCCCUUCUUCCCGCUGGAAACAGUUUUAUAGAGCCUUCCUGGCAGCCUACCCAUUUGUUAACAUGGCAUGGGAAGGCUGGUUUUUUGUACAACAACUUCGAUACAUCCUAGGAAGGGCUCAGCAUCACUCACCAUUGCUGAGGCUGGCUGGAGUUCGGCUAGGUCGACUUACAAUUCAGGAUAUACAAGCUCUGGAGCACAAAGCAGCUGAAGCCAGCAUGAUGCAGCAACCAGCCAGGAGUGUUGGUGAGAAGAUAAAAUCAGCUCUGAAGAAAGCUUUGGGAGGUGCUGCCUUAUCCCUCUCUACUGGCCUUUCUGUGGGAGUAUUCUUUUUGCAGUUCCUUGAGUGGUGGUACUCAUCUGAAAAUCAAGAAACCAUCAAAUCACUGACUGCCCUGCCUACUCCACCACCACCUGUACACCUAGAUUACAAUUCCGAUUCUCCUCUGUUACCCAAAAUGAAGACUGUGUGCCCAUUGUGUCGCAAAACCCGGGUGAAUGAUACUGUUCUUGCCACCUCUGGCUAUGUGUUUUGUUAUCGCUGUGUAUUUAAUUAUGUAAGGAGUCACCAAGCUUGUCCCAUAACAGGUUAUCCAACAGAAGUGCAACAUCUAAUUAAACUGUACUCCCCUGAGAACUGAAAGGGAUUAGCAUUUUUAUCUCACAACAAAAUUAUUGCACUAUAAGGCUGAGAAACUGAUUUUCAGCACAGUACAUGGCACUAUUUGAGUCUUCUCAUCCCCAGUUCGUAAUUAUAUGAACUUUA
Molecule: messenger RNA, 1734 nt
Organism: Odobenus rosmarus divergens (Pacific walrus)
Lineage: Eukaryota; Metazoa; Chordata; Mammalia; Carnivora; Odobenidae
Gene: PEX12
Product: peroxisomal biogenesis factor 12
Exons: 3
Coding region: 530-1609 (359 amino acids)
Biological process (GO): protein monoubiquitination; protein import into peroxisome matrix
Cellular component (GO): peroxisomal membrane; peroxisomal importomer complex
Molecular function (GO): zinc ion binding; ubiquitin-protein transferase activity; protein binding
Source: RefSeq, a predicted model, not a curated record